UGUUACAGGACUCUGGCCAUGGAGCCGGGCACCAUCGACAACCUGUCCAUCCUGUACCAGAGCUCUGACUUCAUCGUGGUCAACAAGCACUGGGACCUGCGCAUCGACAGCAAGAUGUGGUACGAGACACUGACCCUGCAGAGCCAGCUCAAGCACCGCUUCCCCGAGCUGGCCGACCCCGACACCUACUAUGGCUUCAGGUUCUGCCACCAGCUGGAUUUCUCCACCAGUGGGGCCCUGUGUGUGGCACUCAACAAAGCAGCAGCUGGAAGUGCCUACAAAUGCUUCAAGGAGCGCCUGGUGACCAAAGCCUACCUGGCCCUGGUGAGAGGCCACGUGAGCCAGAGCCGGAUGACGAUCCGCUACUCCAUCGGGAAGAACACCACGGAGGGCAUGACCCACAUGAUGUGCAUCGAGGGCACGGAGGGCUGUGAGAAUCCCAAGCCGUGCCAGUCGGAGCUGAUGGUGCUGGAGCACGGAUCCUACAGCGGAGACCCCGUCACCAAAGUGCUGCUGCAGCCACUGACAGGCAGGACUCACCAGCUCCGGGUCCACUGCAGCGCCAUCGGCCACCCCAUCGUGGGGGACUUCACCUACAGCCGCCGGCAGGACAGCAAUCCCUACAGGAUGAUGCUCCACGCCUACUACCUGCGCAUUCCCACCGGGAAGGAGCUGAUCGAGGUGUGCGCGCCCGACCCCUUCGUCACCACCAUGGACAGCAGCUGGGUGCCCCAGCGCGUCACCCAGCGGCUGGAGGAUGUCAUCCAGGAGCUCAAGGACAAGGGCACGCGGAAGGAGGGAGAGGAGGAGGAGGAGGAGGAGAGCCGGGAAGCUGGCGGAGAGGAGGAAGCAGGGAGUGAAGGCAGGAGGGAGGAGACGGAGGAGCAGAGGGCGCGGUGCCGGCAGUGGUUGGCUGAGUGGGCUCUGGAGUGAGCACAAAGCACAUCCCCGCAUUUCCAGCUCCAUCCUUGUCCCAGCAGGUCCCCGCAGAGCCCAG
Messenger RNA from Cinclus cinclus, 997 nucleotides. It is a transcript of the gene RPUSD1, whose product is annotated as RNA pseudouridine synthase domain containing 1. The transcript has 6 exons. Gene Ontology annotation, molecular function: RNA binding; pseudouridine synthase activity. Bases 19 to 933 code for a protein of 304 amino acids. Lineage: Eukaryota; Metazoa; Chordata; Aves; Passeriformes; Cinclidae. Gene Ontology annotation, biological process: pseudouridine synthesis. The record is from RefSeq and is a predicted model, not a curated record.